UUCUCAGCAAAGGGGAGCUAAGAAGUGGUUUCCAGAUUAUGAAUUUUCGAAGCAGUUUGAAGGUCCAGUAAUGUAUCCAGAUGAGAGGUCUUCCCUGUGGAAGAUGCCAUCAUGGAACCACAAGCUUGCUCCAGUUGAGAAGAAAGUUCGCAAUUUGACCCUUAACUUUGGCCCUCAGCAUCCAGCUGCACAUGGUGUCUUGCGACUUGUCCUGGAACUCGAUGGAGAGACUGUGAUGAGGUCUGAUCCUCAUAUUGGCCUUCUGCACCGAGGCACAGAGAAGCUGAUUGAGUACAAGACAUACACACAGGCAUUACCAUAUUUUGAUCGUCUGGACUAUGUAUCAAUGAUGUGCAAUGAACAGUGCUACUCAUUGGCUGUAGAGAAACUUCUCAACAUUGAUAUUCCAAAGAGGGCCAAGUACAUUAGAACACUGUUUGCUGAGAUAACUCGAAUUUUGAACCACAUUAUGGCUAUUGGCACUCAUGCGUUGGAUAUUGGUGCACUGACACCGUUCUUUUGGCUGUUUGAGGAGCGUGAGAAGAUGAUGGAGUUUUAUGAGCGAGUAUCUGGAGCCAGAAUGCAUGCUGCAUAUAUUCGUCCAGGCGGUGUAAGCCAGGAUUUGCCACUUGGACUGCUGGAUGACAUAUAUGAGUUCAGCAGCAAGUUUGGAGAGCGUUUGGAUGAAGUGGAGGAUCUUCUGACAGCAAACAGAAUUUGGAUCCAGCGUACUGCUGAUAUUGGUGUUGUGUCUGCUGUGGAUGCUCUCAAUUAUGGCUUCAGUGGAGUCAUGUUACGUGGUUCUGGCAUCAAGUGGGAUUUACGUAAAGCACAGCCUUAUGAUGCCUAUGAUGAAGUUGAGUUUGAUGUUCCUAUUGGUACGAAAGGAGACUGUUACGACAGGUACCUGUGUCGUGUAGAGGAGAUGCGACAGUCUUUGAGAAUUAUUGAACAGUGUUUGAACAAAAUGCCACCAGGAGAGAUCAAAACUGAUGACAUGAAGAUAACACCUCCUUCACGUUCUGAGAUGAAGACAUCAAUGGAAGCACUUAUUCAUCACUUCAAGCUUUUCACUCAGGGGUACACUGUUCCAGCUGGAUCCACAUAUACAGCCAUAGAGGCCCCAAAAGGUGAAUUUGGUGUAUAUCUUGUGUCAGAUGGAAGUUCCAAGCCAUAUAGGUGCAAAAUAAAGGCACCUGGAUUUGCCCACCUUGCUGCCAUUGACAAAAUUGGCAAGAAUCACAUGUUGGCUGACAUUGUUGCUAUUAUUGGGACACUGGAUGUUGUUUUCGGUGAGAUUGAUCGUUAAUUCAUAGCUGUAGAUAAGAAAUUGUGUUAUAAUUUGUCUUCAGUUAAUGUUAUGUUGUAGCUUUUAGAACUACUGUAAAUAUUAUAAUUUAAUAAAAGUAAUAUAACAGUUG
Molecule: messenger RNA, 1421 nt
Organism: Cryptotermes secundus
Lineage: Eukaryota; Metazoa; Arthropoda; Insecta; Blattodea; Kalotermitidae
Gene: ND-49
Product: NADH-ubiquinone oxidoreductase 49 kDa subunit
Biological process (GO): mitochondrial electron transport, NADH to ubiquinone
Molecular function (GO): NAD binding; quinone binding; NADH dehydrogenase (ubiquinone) activity
Source: RefSeq, a predicted model, not a curated record